AUGACCAGCUACAUGACCAGUCACAUGACCAGUCACAUGACCAGUCACAUGACCAGUCACAUGACCAGCUACAUGACCAGUCACAUGACCAGUCACAUGACCAGCUACAUGACCAGUCACAUGACCAGUCACAUGACCAGUCACAUGACCAGCUACAUGACCAGUCACAUGACCAGUCACAUGACCAGUCACAUGACCAGCUACAUGACCAGUCACAUGAACUACACAGGCCAGACCGGAGGCAGAGGGGGCGGGUCUAACGGCGGAGGUAACGGUGACGAGGACUACGAGAUCCCGCCCAUCACUCCCCCCAACCACCCAGAGCCCCACCUGCUGCACCUGAUGGAGCACGACUCUGCGGGAUACCUGUGCCACCCCCACAACGGCCUGAUCAACCCCUACUCCUAUCCCGAGCUGCCCACCCUCAUGAUGUCCAACAUGCUGGCCCAGGACGGACACCUCGUCUCCAGCCAGAUGCACUCGGUGAGUUCCCGGGACAGAAAGGGGGGUGGAGGUUGUGGUGGUUGCUUCUUGGGCGUUACUUUGUGGGGGUUACUUUGUGGGGGUUACUUUGUGGUCGUUUCUUCGUGGGCGUUCCUUCGUGGGCGUUCCUUCGUGGGCGUUCCUUCGUGGGCGUUCCUUCGUGGGCGUUCCUUCGUGGGCGUUCCUUCGUGGGCGUUCCUUCGUGGGCGUUCCUUCGUGGGCGUUCCUUCGUGGGCGUUCCUUCGUGGGCGUUCCUUCGUGGGCGUUCCUUCGUGGGCGUUCCUUCGUGGGCGUUCUUUCGUGGCGGUUACUUCGUGGCGGUUACUUCGUGGCGGUUACUUGGUGGCGGUUACUUGGUGGCGGUUACUUGGUGGGCGUUACUUGGUGGGCGUUACUUGGUGGGCGUUACUUGGUGGGCGUUACUUGGUGGGCGUUACUUUGUGGUCGUUACUUCGCGGUCGUUACUUCGUGGCCUGCAAAUAA
Molecule: messenger RNA, 966 nt
Organism: Knipowitschia caucasica
Lineage: Eukaryota; Metazoa; Chordata; Actinopteri; Gobiiformes; Gobiidae
Source: the annotation of a GenBank genome assembly